Molecule: messenger RNA, 942 nt
Organism: Dendrobium catenatum
Lineage: Eukaryota; Viridiplantae; Streptophyta; Magnoliopsida; Asparagales; Orchidaceae
Product: GTP-binding protein SAR1A
Exons: 3
Coding region: 143-724 (193 amino acids)
Biological process (GO): endoplasmic reticulum to Golgi vesicle-mediated transport; intracellular protein transport; membrane organization
Cellular component (GO): endoplasmic reticulum exit site; COPII vesicle coat
Molecular function (GO): GTPase activity; GTP binding
Source: RefSeq, a predicted model, not a curated record
AUUACGUGUUCGGCAUUUACUAGUCGUACCUUCGUCACGUUCGAGUCCCUCGCGCUUAGGUCUUCCUGCUCGCCUCGGCUAUAUUGCAAUCGGGAGCCGCGGCAGCCGGAUUGAUCUCAGUGGCCAAUACCAACGAUCUGCUAUGUUCCUCGUCGAUUGGUUCUACGGCAUCCUCGCCUCGCUGGGGCUAUGGCAGAAGGAGGCCAAGAUUCUCUUCCUGGGUCUUGAUAACGCUGGGAAGACGACACUCCUCCACAUGCUGAAGGACGAGAGGUUGGUUCAGCAUCAACCGACACAGUACCCUACUUCGGAGGAGCUCAGCAUUGGAAAGAUUAAGUUCAAAGCGUUUGAUCUUGGAGGGCAUCAGAUUGCGCGUCGGGUGUGGAAGGAUUACUAUGCAAAGGUGGAUGCAGUGGUGUACCUGGUGGAUGCCUAUGACAAGGAGCGAUUUGCCGAGUCGAAGAAGGAGCUGGAUGCCCUGCUCUCUGAUGAUUCCCUGACUAAUGUUCCAUUCCUCAUCCUGGGAAACAAGAUUGAUAUACCUUCUGCAGCAUCAGAGGAGGAGCUUCGCUACUACCUGGGCCUGACCAACUUUACUACAGGCAAGGGCAAGGUCAACCUUUCUGAAUCCAAUGUCCGGCCUCUUGAAGUCUUCAUGUGCAGUAUUGUACGCAAGAUGGGCUAUGGUGAUGGCUUCAAGUGGCUUUCACAGUACAUCAAGUAAAUCAAAUCUUUCUAUUUACUCAGUGUUUGCAGCAAUGAACCUUUUUUUUUGUUUUGUUUUGUUUCAGAAUUCUGUUUGAUUUUGAUUCCUUAUGUCGAAAAGCAUUUAAUGGGUACCAUAUUUAAUAGAUGGGAUAAUAAUGGAAACAGUUUAAAGAUGGAUGUAAUUUGCAAAAGACAUUUUGGGAGGAAAUUUGGCUCAGGAUAUUACGACUUCAA